Messenger RNA from Lottia gigantea (owl limpet), 636 nucleotides. RefSeq lists its product as hypothetical. The annotation marks the transcript as partial. NCBI's taxonomy places the organism in Eukaryota, Metazoa, Mollusca, Gastropoda, Lottiidae. Gene Ontology annotation, molecular function: protein binding. The record is from RefSeq and is a predicted model, not a curated record. The transcript has a single exon.
AACGGUCGUACCCCACUACAUACUGCGUGUAUUGAACAGAAAUAUGAGGCUGUUGAGUUUUUUCUGAAUAAAUGUGGGGAUAAAACAGAAUUUGUUAACAAAUGUGACAAUAAGAAAAGAACUGCUUUGCACUAUACUGUGGAAUAUAUAGGUGAUGAAAAGCAUCAAAGAAUUAUAGAAAUUUUACUGAAGAGCGGUGCGAGGACAGAUAUUCAAGAUGAUGAAGGAAAGACGCCGCUUCAUGAAAUUCGUCAUUGCAGUCACGGCGUUUCACAGGUCAUCAAGUUGCUUCUUGGCAGUAACAAAAAAAAUAUUGACACACAGGAUAAGUCUGGUCUAACCCCUCUUCACCUGGCUACUAAGGCAGGGAAUGUGGAAGCAGUAAGAUCAUUGUUAUUGGAAGGGGCUGAUGUUACUAUUGAAGAUGACGAUGAUGGGAUGACAGCCUUGAUGUUUGCUUGUCAGGAAUAUGUAGCGAACAGUAGCACCAUACUUCAGUUACUGCUUGAGGUGAAGUCAGAUAUUGAACAUUUCAAUAGAUUUGGUUUGACUGCUCUUCAGGAAGCAGUUGCUGAAGGAAACAUCUCCUGUGUUGAGGCACUCCUAAAAUACGGCGCAGAUCCUAAUACGGUGUCA